AUGGUGAAGGCAAGAAAAUACGUUGUGAAGAAUUAUUUUAAAGGCGCUCCAAAACGGAACGACUACCAAUUGGUGGAGUAUGAACUGCCAGCACUUCAAGAUAAAGAAAUACUUAUCAAGGUUGAAUGGAUAAGUGUCGACCCAUAUCAGCGCGUUUACAAUUCCUUAAAAGAUGUUCCUUACGAUCAGUUCGGAUUUCAAGUGGGGACGGUACAAGAAAGUAGGGAUAGUAAUUUCCCCAUUGGAACGCAGGUGGUAUCACAUAAAGGUUGGUCUGACUAUACCAUUGUUAAAGACGUUGCAGCAAUGGGCGCUUUACGAGAAGUUUACAAACUGCCUGAUAUGAAAGGUCUGUCACCUUCACUAGGAGUUGGUGCGGUGGGCAUGCCAGGCGCCACUGCUUAUUUCGGCUUUUUAGAAAUUUGUAAACCUGAACGCGGUGAAACAGUUGUUGUGACAGGUGCUGCUGGGGCUGUUGGAUCUAUCGUGGGUCAAAUAGCACGAAUCAAAGGCUGUAAAGUUAUUGGCUUUGCCGGAUCUGAUUACAAAGUACAAUGGUUAGAAAAAGAACUUGGUUUUGAUAAAGCUUUUAAUUACAAAACUGUCAAUGUGACUAUAGCUUUGAAAGAAGCGGCUCCGAAUGGUGUCGAUUGUUACUUUGACAACGUCGGUGGUGAAAUAAGCAGCAUAAUUAUUAAUCAAAUGAAUAAAUUCGGAAGAGUUGCAGUAUGUGGAAGUACAAGCUCUCUCAACGAAGAUGCGGCAAGGCUACCAAAAGCAACAAUAUUACAGCCAUCUAUGGUGUCCAAUCAACUUAAAAUACAAGGAUUCUUAAUCUGGGAGUGGUUUAGUCGUUGGCCUGAAGCCUUUUCUCAGCUUAUACAAUGGAUCAAAAGCGGGGAACUUAAAGCUAGAGAACAUGUGACGGAUGGGUUCGACAAUAUUUUUGAUGCCUUUAAUGGAAUGCUUGCAGGCGAAAACACGGGGAAAGCGAUAGUUAAAGUG
Iphiclides podalirius (scarce swallowtail) is the source of this 1005-nucleotide messenger RNA. The record is from the annotation of a GenBank genome assembly. NCBI's taxonomy places the organism in Eukaryota, Metazoa, Arthropoda, Insecta, Lepidoptera, Papilionidae.